Molecule: messenger RNA, 1713 nt
Organism: Cuscuta epithymum
Lineage: Eukaryota; Viridiplantae; Streptophyta; Magnoliopsida; Solanales; Convolvulaceae
Source: the annotation of a GenBank genome assembly
CAAAAUUUUCCAUCUACGUCCAACCCACACUCCAUCAUGUGAUUAAACAUCUCAACAGAAUAAGUAGCUUUUCCAAGAUCACAAAGAAUCUUAAUCAACAACUCAUACGACGAUUGAUCUAUAUGGAUAUUCAUCAAUUGAAUUUUUUUCAAGAUUUCAGGUACAUUCUUUAGACCCCAUUCAUUCUUACAAAGAACUGAGAGUAGCGUGUUCAAAGAUCUCACUGUUGGGGUGCAUCUAAAACUCGGAAUUCUUAAGAACAGCUCAAUGGCAGAUUGUAGUUCGUCAACAUCACCAUAAAACUUGAUCAGGUAAACAAAACUUCGGGAAUACCAAAGUCGUCAACUUUCUGCAAAUGAUCAAGAACGUGAGGGAUCAAUAAAUAACUGCAGGGUUCCUAGUGAUUUUCUUUAAGUCAUAUUGGGGAUUUGGAAAGCUUUUCUAUUAGGCUCUGCAUAGAAAGCUGUUGAGCGAAGUUGACUGUCGGCGAUUUUCUACUUUUUCUGACGUAGUAGCUUUUCAAACUGGAAUUUCUUGAAGAAGAAGAAAAAGAGGUAUAUGAAAAAAAAUGAAAUAUUUGUUCUCCACUGCCAGACUGUAAGCUUGCUUACCAUCAUCAUCAGUCAAACACUCAAAGGUUUGAAUGUUUGAUGGUUUGAACAUAAACGACUCGAUAUUUAAAAUGAUUUUCGUACACUGCAAAGUCCGGAUUUAGCUUGUGCUUGUCGAAGAGAUCAUGAAGAGUAAUCAGCAAACUUGGUGAGGAAUUUCACAUAUUGGAAACAGAUUUCGUGGCAAUUGGCUACUAACCGUAUUAAGCAUUCUGGAGGUCCUGGACAAAAAACACUUGAUAUUAAUAUAUUUUUUUUUCCCGAAAGAAUACCCUUUGGGCAGGGUAAGCGUCGGGGAGUGCUUACCUAGUUUAUUAAAAGAGUUCAAGGAUUUACAGAACCCAAAGAUUUAAAAGGAAAAUCUAAGGGCCUAAGAGUAGAAAAUAUUGGAGCCAAGUAAAUCGGGUCCAACAGAGCAAACCAUAAGGCAUAAGCUAACAAACAGGGGAAUAUAUUCCCUGUGUCCAAACAUAAUAAUCCAAAAUUCCAAAAGAGAGUGGGUCGCCCUAUUUUCGAACCUUCGUUCAAGUAUAGAGAAGAUGGAGGGGCGUUUGGUUUAGUGGAAGUGAUGAUGAUUUCAACUGUAGAGAUGUUUGCUAGAUGAUGAUUCAGAAAUGCUGUUGGAUAAGGAGAUUUUGAGAUGUCCUCGAUUAGCCCGAGUCCCAGAAUCUGCGUGGAUGUUGGAAUUCGUCGAGGUUUUGUUCCAGCUUCUUCGACAGCCGAGAGUUUUGUCCGCUUCAGGUGAACGUGUGGCUUCAAUUACUCUCACUCCACCUGAACCAGCGUCUCGCACUGGGAAGAAGAAAACACUCAUCUGGAUCUCAAUUAUGGUGGUUGGUCAAAUAAACGAUUCAGAAAGAUUAUGCUCGACUGAAUUUCCCUUGUUGGUGGUUUGUCAAAUCAAUUAUUCCUCCUUUUCGGUGGCUGGUGAUGUCGGAAUUCUUGAUUUAAUUUUUUCCUUUCUAGUUUGGACAAUUUAUUUUCUUUCAGUUUGCUUUUGCGUAGUGAUUCAGCAAUGCUGUUAGAUUAGUCUACAUAAUUCCGAGAUUAGCAAAUUUGUUUGGUCCUUGGAGGCCAAUCGAUUCUAUGUCUCAUCCCCGUG